Messenger RNA from Owenia fusiformis, 2496 nucleotides. Lineage: Eukaryota; Metazoa; Annelida; Polychaeta; Sabellida; Oweniidae. The record is from the annotation of a GenBank genome assembly.
UGCAUUUCCGGUUCCGGUCUGGUCACAUUUAAAAAAAUCAACAUCAUUUUGGUUUAUUUACAGAUUUAUAAUGGAUUUAAAUGAAUCUGAUAUAUUUAAUGCAGUUCUAGUGUUUCUAUGGGUAAUGUACGCAUGGGAGACGUAUCUAUCAAGCCGACAGAGAAAUCUCUACCGCACUGUGACUGAAGUGCCCCAAGAGCUGGAAAAAGUCCUAGAUGCUGAGACAUUUGAGAAGGCACGUCUCUACUCGUUGGAUAAGAGCGUCUUUGGAUUCUGGCAUGGCAUAUGGGGACAAAUUGAAUCAACAUUAAUUCUCAUCUAUGGUGGUAUGCCCUUCCUGUGGAGGUUUUCUGGACAAGUCCUUGAAUAUUUUGGAUACAAUAGUGAAUAUGAGAUAAGUCAAAGUAUGGUGUUCCUGUUGGGUGCGACACUAUUCAGCACUAUAACUGGGUUGCCAUGGAGUCUCUAUAGUACCUUUGUCAUUGAGGAGAAACAUGGAUUUAAUAAACAGUCUCUAGGGUUUUUCUUGAAAGACAUGGUGAAGAAACUGGUUGUCUCCAUGGCACUAGCAUUACCCAUUACUAGCCUUCUCAUCUGGAUCAUUAAAGUUGGGGGAGACUACUUCUUUAUAUACGCCUGGGGUUUCUCUUUGGCAAUAUCAUUGAUAUUGGUGUCCGUGUAUGCUGACUACAUUGCUCCAUUGUUUGACAAAUUCACUCCCCUCCCUGAAGGUGAACUGAGGACAGGUAUUGAGAAGCUAGCUGCCAGUAUUGAAUUCCCCCUCAAGAAACUCUAUGUCGUUGAUGGUUCGAAAAGAUCAUCUCACAGUAAUGCCUAUUUCUAUGGUUUCUGGAAGAACAAGCGAAUUGUUCUAUUUGACACACUCCUUGAGGACUAUGCCAAAGAAGAGGAUGCCAAGAAAACAGAUGAGUCAAAUGAGGAAUCUGAAUCCACCAAAGAUGAGAGCACCACUAAAACAGAAGACACCCCCAAUGAUACCACCGAAGAAAAACCUAAGAAGAAAGUAGGUUGUAAUAAUGAAGAGGUGUUAGCAGUUCUUGGCCAUGAGUUGGGCCAUUGGAAACUUAACCACAAUCUAAAGAAUCUCCUUAUAGGGCAGGUGAAUACAUUCCUAUGUUUUGCUAUAUUUGGCUUGUUGAUGAAGGAACAGAAGUUAUACUCUGCGUUUGGCUUUGACAGCAGUCCUACAAUGAUUGGACUUAUCAUCAUAUUCCAGUUUAUCUUCUCACCAUAUAAUGAGGUGCUGUCUUUCUGUAUGACAUGGCUGAGUAGGAGAUUUGAGUUCCAGGCUGAUGCCUUUGCAAAGGGUCUUAAAAGAGCUGAGGCCCUCAGAUCAUCCCUUAUCAAACUCAACAAGGACAAUCUGGGCUUCCCAGUGGCCGACUGGCUGUUCUCUGCUUGGAACUACUCCCACCCUCCCCUCAUAGAAAGAUUGAAAGCCUUGGAUAAAACUGAGUAACUGAGGAAAUGAAUAGUAUUCUGGUCAUCUGGACCUCGUUGUGAGAUAUUAUGGAUCAUGAUUAUUGAAUUUCAAUCCCUUUUCAUUUGAUUUGAUUAAAAUCUUUAUAGGCCUACUGGAUAUGAUCAAGAACUAGACGCGGUGAUAAUUAACAAUUAUUUAACUUUGGUAAAAUCAUGGAAAUUGAACUUCACAAAUUAUCAUCUGCAAUAUUUUCAAGGAACUAGCACCAGUUAAGCCUGUGACUAUUUGAAACAUAUCACUCAUAUGUGAAACAUUGUAUUGUCAAGUUUUUGUGGUAGUGCAGAGGUUUUAUUACGAUUUAUGACAUUAAACAGGGAAAAUGGUUAGAACCAAUAAGGCAAAAAUAUAGGAAAAUAAAAUUUUGAUACGGAAAAUGUUGCACGAAUUCCUUGAAACAACAGGUGAAUUUUUUAAAAUACUUGACAAAAGAACGUUUUAGCAGGCAUUAGUAUUGUAAUGUGUACUGUGCAACAAUAGCAUUGCAUUCUGGAUUUGUCAUCCUCAAGAAGUAGGUUACAACAUCCAGAAAAACUACUAUUUAAUUGAUGAUUUCUAUAGCUCUACGUUCUUUUGCUCGUAUUUGCUCAUUUUUCAACAAUAUUGUUUUGUUUAUAUUUUCUAUGAUUCCUGGUUAGGGGUUUUCAUUAAACGCAAUUAGAAGUUUCAGUAUUUAAAGUGACACUGUCUCUUGUUGUAUAAGUUGUAACAUUUCAGCAUAACUCUUUAUAUAUUAGUUUUUAUAUGAACAGAUCUUGGAUAUAGCCUCCAGUAAUCUAAGGAUAGUAUGAGUGUAAUAGUUGGUGGACUAAAAUUGUGCAAAUUAUCAUUGACUGUAUAUGGAUCACUACAAGCCUUGAAACUCACUGAUUGUGAUAUUACUACUAUAAUAUUUAAAGCAAUGUAAUUGCAUUCAUUUGAAUCUUUAUAUGCGUCUUAAAAUAAAACGAUAACUGAUAAUAUUUUUCUGUUCACAUUUUAUCAACCAUGACACG